AUGCUUUACCUAUCGCCAGCACUUCGAAAUGUCCUCAUAGGGCUGAUCUUGUCCUAUCCAAUUCCCAGCACUGCCAAGGAUGCCUGUGACCUCACGUACGAUCUGCAUCAAGGCAUCGUCCACGAACAACCGGUAUCGAUCAACACCGAUGUCCUUUGGAAUACAACCUUCUUUCCGAUACCCGAGCAUGGAGUUACGGUCACAAAUGCACCAACAAGUUUCCGUGGUAUUACGACGUUCCGAUGGACGGAGCUACUGUCUUAUACAACCAAAGUCCGCUCGCCGUCAUUGGCGUCGGAAGCACAAGUAGCAUCGAUUUCGGCGACGCCUACGCCCGCCUUUGCAGAGUCAGAAUUCGUAUUGCUGGUGCUAGGGGAUAAGAGGAACGAGAAGAGACAAAGUGGAUCGGUCUACAUGUCCGCAUUUGGAACGAUUACCAACGACUGUACAACGUCACCGAUCUACGCCAUUACCAACGGCGUUCUUACUGCGACGGUCAAUGGAACGAUGUAUACCUACUCUGCGACUGCUGGGCUGCCUUACAUUCAAUUCGCACCAACCACGAUACCCGGAGCUAUCACCACGCAAUUCACCAUCGGCAGCGGCGGAACAUUGACUUGGUUCAACGCAGCCUUUUACAAUGGACAAGCGUCGUUCUGCGCAUUGCAGAACGGAACUGUAUACGCCGUGUUACAAGAGAACGCACAGCCAGAGGCUUGUCUAUUCAUUCAGCUGAGCUUGUUCGCCGCGUCGAGCUGUCAAGGCUUGGUUCUUUCGUCAGGGCCGACGGGGCCGACGGGUCCAAUGGGGCCGACUGGACCAACAGAUAAGUGUCGAGUCUUUGAUAUUGCGGACUACAAGCUGACAAUUCGAACGACCGACAGGGGCCAAGCCUCAACAGGUCCGAGCGGAGCUACAGAUACGUACUACCACUUCCCAUGGAAGUUCCUCAGGCUGACCUUUCUUCACGAGCCACAGGAGCUACAGAUAUCUACUGGUAUUAGUGGUCAAGUCGGAGCUACAGGACCAACCGGUCCCACGGGGAGCAUUGGUCCGUCCGGGCCUACCGGACAAAGUGGACAAAUCGGAGCUAUAGGACCGACUGGUCCGACGGGGAGCAUUGGUCCUUCGGGAGCUACAGGCCAAAGCGGCCAAAUUGGAGCAAUAGGACCGACCGGUCCGACGGGGAGCAUUGGCCCAUCGGGACCUUCAGGCGCAAGUGGCCAGGUUGGAGCUUCAGGCCCAUCGGGACGUACAGGUGCGAGCGGUCAGAUUGGGGCCAUAGGCCCAUCAGGUCCUACCGGUCCGACUGGUAGCAUUGGCCCAGCUGGUGCCACAGGUCUCACUGGUCCGACUGGAAGCACUGGUCCAAGCGGUCCUUCCGGAGCCACUGGCAUAAGCGGCCAAAUUGGUGCUACUGGCAGCGUCGGUCCAUCGGGACCGUCCGGAAUGAGCGGCCAAGUUGGGGCAAUCGGUCCUACAGGCUCACAAGGAAGCCAAGGAAUUCCGGGCCCAAGCGGACCUUCGGGUCCCCAAGGCGCAAGCGGAUUAAUCGGAGCUACGGGUUCCACAGGUCCUACAGGAAGCACGGUAAGUUCCCUGCUACCAUAA
Zasmidium cellare ATCC 36951 is the source of this 1611-nucleotide messenger RNA. RefSeq lists its product as uncharacterized. The record is from RefSeq and is a predicted model, not a curated record. The coding region runs from base 1 to 1611 and encodes 536 amino acids. The transcript has 33 exons. NCBI's taxonomy places the organism in Eukaryota, Fungi, Ascomycota, Dothideomycetes, Mycosphaerellales, Mycosphaerellaceae.